AUGGCAAUCACUGACAACCUUCUGUGCUACCCAACAGUGCCGUCGCAGCCGCUGCCGGAUCACCUGCAGGAUCCGCUCAGAUUCUCGCCCCGGUCCGUUUCAAGACUCGACGAGGAGGAGGAAGAAGAUGAGAGCAGCUGGGACCGAACCCUGCGUCCCAUCGCCCUCGACCCGCCUGUUACCCAUCGACCUGCGCAUUCGCGAGACUCGUCCGCCGAAAAGAUCUCCCAGCUUCCUCCGACAUUGAACUCCCCCCGCAUCCACGGGCCGCACACGAGAGGCGCCAUCGGCGGCGUGGUUGAACGAGUCGUCGACCCCAAGAGUGCCGCCUACGGCCAUCAUCGUCAGACCUCCAUCGUACACGGCAUUCAGCACUCGAGAAAUGGCAGCUUGGCCAGCACCACCUCCAGCCCCCUCAGUCCGCAGAUGAUCGCUGCCGCCGGCGUCGGCCUCGACCGCCCAGACAUGCCAUCCGUGGCCGCCCGUCUCGAUGGCGAUGCCACCUUUCCAUCGCGGCCCCCCACAGCUCUCUCCGGAAGUACCGUGGCCAUGGAUCGACCGACCGCCGCCGACAUGUCCCCUCAUGGCCCGGCCCAGCGCAAGCUCGAACGCAUGCACAGUAAAUCACGGCGUGACCACACCCCUCACCACUCUCAUUCGUCCCGUCACCACAAGGAUGACCAGAAGACGGUGGGCGAAUAUGCGUUACACGUCUUGUUCACCUCUUUCAUCGCACAAGCUGAGGAGAAGUUGACAGAGUGCGUCACCGUCCCCUUUGACCCCGAGCCCCAUGUCGAACAAGUAUGCGGUCCGGGUGUCGAUCCGGCCUUUGACCAGUUAAUUGUUGCUCUUGGUCACAUUGCCAGCCCCAAACCGAAAGCCCUAAUAGACUCAAUGAUGCUGUGGAGGAAGAGCAAAAGCGACGCCGCAAACGAGGCGCGCAACCAACUCCAACAAUCCCGUGGAGUCCUACCUGGAGGUCCAUUGCUACGAAGAAAUACAGAACCCGUUCAAGCUGGAGCACCCGACAGUGUUUUCCCCAAUGGCCCACCAACUCUCGCUGCAAGACAAGAAUAUGUCGCUCAAGCUGAACGACGAUCGACCGUGUCGAUUUACAUCCUUUGCCGAGUCCUCCUCGAAGUGAUUAGCCAGAGUAACCUAUCGUCGAUUACCCCUGAAAUGGAGGACAAGCUAGAGAGCAUAAUUUUUGGGCAGCUCAAAAUCGCCGACACGGAGCACUUGAUGGUGUCUCCUCUGAAGCUUGCUAACUGGAACCUUUUUGCCCAGCUGCUCGGGCACAUGAGCGACAUCAAUUUCGCCAGCGUUACCAGGAGAUUCAUUGAAGAUCUGGACAGCUCCCUUCAAGAACGAGUGGUCAAGAGUCCGACUUCAUCCUCUGGCCGGGACGCAGAAGGAAAGGUGGAACUUGUCUUGGGAGGAAUGAAGCAUCUCAAGCUCAAGAUCUCACCCGAAGAUGCGUGGGAACACUCUUGCGACUUUCUCAUCUCCUUGGGCCGUCUGUUUCAGAAGUCUCAUGGCCAGAGGGUUAAGACAGCCUUUUGCCAGGUGAUCGAGAUGUUGCUUCUUCCAAUUGCGGCAAAGGCAAGCAACAGUCACUUCAUGCAUCCGAAAUGGGCAGAGGUUCUAUCUGCUGUUGGACCUCGUCUGGCCCAAAUGUUUAUGAAGCCGAGGCAUUGGACCUUUGCGUUUCCAUUGACCGCGACCCUGCUCUGCGUCUCUUCCCCGGACAACUUUGGCUCUCAGUGGCUACAAUUGAUUUUGCCUCUGCAAACCAAGGUAAAGGAUCGAUUCACCAAACCGCUUUGUCUUCAAGUUAUUUCUCGCUUGCUCUGGACUUACUUGUACCGGACCAAUGACACCGUUCAAGGCGCUCUACGGAAGAUCGACGAGGUGAUGAAACUGGUUUUACCUUCGUCAAAGCGAAGCCUGGUAGCCUCUGACACCAUUUGCACUGAGCCUUUGAUCCAGAUCAUCCGAAUCAUCGGCUUCAAAUAUCCCGAGUACUGCUUCAGAACCGUCGUGUUCCCCCUGAUCAACGCGGAGCUAUUCACAUCGAAUAAGGAGUUGAAGGUUGAGCAAUUGGAUCCUGAUCGAGUCGUUGUGGGAAUCAGGGCCUUUCUCUACAUUAUGUCCGACCUCGAAAAGGGAGAGCAAGGACAGCCACCUUUCCCCCAGUUUGCCGAAAACCCUUCGUCGACGUCAACGCCUGACCGAUUUCCCGUAUCCCCUGCCGCCUCUUCUCCCCGCAACUCCCCCCUCUCGCAACCAACAGUUACUUCGAAAGAGGAGUAUGUCACUCGUCCUGUCCUGACACACGUCUUGAGUGAUGGCGUCCGGGAAUACUAUCUCAAAUUCUGCGAGAUCCUUGGCAAGAUUACCAUCAUCUGUGACAAUACCUUUGGCGGCCAAGCGGCCCUGGAUGAGAAAUUCAACAGUCCCGGACCAAAGACGCCUAUUGCUGAAACCUUUACCUUUUCCCGCAAGGAUGAUCACCAGAGUGCCGCGGACCAGAAGCAAGCGUUUUACGAACUCCUCCAUGUUGCUGUACAAGCAUUACCUCGGUGUCUGUCAGUUGAUAUUCCGUUCAACUCACUCAUCAACUUGCUAUGCACCGGCACAGCCCAUGUGCAGUACAAUAUUGCUGAAUCAUCAGCCAACUCUCUGAAAGCUAUCGCCAGGCAAUCGCAUGCCCAACAAGUUACCAUGGGCUUUGCUCGAUUCAUCUUCAACUUUGACGAUCGAUAUUCAACCAUGUCAGAUGGCGGAAUGCUUGGUCAUAGCCACAUCGAGAAUACCCUUCGGCUUUACGUCGAGCUUCUGCAAAUAUGGAUUGAGGAAAUCCGGCAAAAGUCUAGGGAUGCUGCUACAGAUCAGCCAGAAGCCAAUGCCUCGGACAAGCGAGCUCUCAAACUCGAUCUCUCGAGCAUAUGGGCCGAGGUUGAUCAAGCAGAAGCCCAUGGUUUAUUCUUCCUUUGCUCACAGUCCCGGAGAGUUCGUCACUUUGCUGUUACAGUUCUUCGCCUCAUCGUCGAUUUUGACAAAGCUCUUGGAAAGGAAGCGUCCGAGGACAAGGAUUCCAUGAGGCUUAUUGACAUACUCGAGAAUGAGUCCAGCAAGGUCAUGGAUUUCAACGAUGAACAACUGUCUGUUGCUGAGCGGAGUCGAUUGCAGCGAGGUCUUCAGAAUACCAACAAUCAAGGAGCCUUGGUUGAGCUCUGCGCCAGUGAUGUCUCUUACGAUACGACCCUGUGGUUCAAGAUCUUUCCAAACCUUAUCCGGAUGGCCUACGAGAAAUGCCCGUUCACUGUCACGAUCUGUCGAGAUCUUAUUUGCAACCGAAUUCUUCAGAUGUACAAGCCUAUCGUCUACCUUUCUGAGCCCUCGCGAGGCCUAUACUACAACGGAGACCCUGGCAGUGCCAGAAUGGGAGGUCGGUCUGCAACAGCCCAUCCAGAGGUAAUGGUGGAGCAAUGGAAGCUGUACCUGAUAUUCGCCUGCACGACACUUGCAGACCCAGGUGCUUUGCCUACGCCACAGGAUCCCCAACAUGUCCGAAAGACCUCCAAAUCAUCUUCCAAGGACAAGAUUGUCACCGCCAGGAUGUUGUUCAAGUAUCUCAUUCCAUUGCUAUCAGUCUCCUCAGCUUCUGUCCGGGACGCCGUGGUCGUCGCCAUGGGCUCAAUCAACAUUCACAUCUACCGGACAUUGCUCGAGGAGCUGCAAGGCCAGGUUUCUCGCUGCAACGAUGAGGCUCGCGCUCGGAUACACCAGAGAACGAACAGUAACCCUCGAAGGAACCGCAAAAUGGACCUCCUUAGAACGGAGAUCACACACGUUUUUAAACUGACCUCACACUUCCUCAGCGAACCUGAGGUUUACAAUGGGGAGUUCUUCUUGACAACCCUGACCGCAUAUACAAAGGAUCUCAAGCUCUUCUUGAUGGAUGGGGAAGUUCAGAUGGACUGGGAGUUUCAGAAGCUCCGACGACACUACUGCGGACUGAUGGAGGCCCUCUUUGAGGGCAUCAACCGAACCAAGGACCCCUCUCGAUGGAUGACAUUUGAGUCUCGAAAGUCGGCCUUCUCUCUCAUGGAGGAUUGGUGUGGCUUUUCGCCAAAUCAGACUCAGAUACGUGCUCGCGAAGAUACCAUGCGACAGUCUCUGAUUGAUCAGCAGACUUUAGGUGAGAGAGGCACUGUCACCGCGGCCAUGGAGAUUGAAAAGAGGAACCUGAGGACUGCGGCCCUCAGCGCCAUGGCAGCCUUGUGCGGAGGACCGAUCAGUGUUACCACAGAGAGCAAUAACGUUCUCCAGUUCGACAUACGGCGCAUGCUCGCUUGGAUUGAGGCCAUCUUCAACUCGGGAAGCGACCGGAUGAAUGUCAUUGGAAGGAGGGCUUUGAAGAACCUGAUUGUGCACAACCAGGAGGUUCCCUACCUGAUGGAGCACUGCAUCGCGCGGUGUUAUUUGGCCGACGUCCCGAAGGUCCUUGAAAGCUAUUUUGCCGUCGUCACUCAGGUUUUGCAGGACCACAUUGACUACCCGUGCCCGUUCUGGAAACUGCUUGGUCUUUGCCUCUUCACGCUGGGCAAUGAUCAAAGUGAGAUUAGGUCCAAGUCUGCGACUGUUCUACGAUCUCUGGAAUCACGCCAGCAGAGGAACUCGAAGAUUCAGGAUUUCGACAUCAGUAUUUCCGACAAGACACAGGCUGUCUAUAAGCUUGCACAGUUUGAAAUCUCCAAGCGUCUUGCGAAGCAACACACCGAGCUGGCUUUCCACAUCUUCUCCGAGUUUACCCUCUAUUUCAAGGACCUACAGCCUGCAGCCCAACGGAACGUUGUUGCUGUAAUUCUCCCCUGGAUCCAGUCCAUUGAGCUAAAGUUGGACCCCAAUGGAGGCCCCACGGCGCAGUCUUUCGUGCUACUCGCAAACUUGCUGGAGAUUACAAUCAAAUCCAGUGGUGCGUUACACAACGAAGUCCAGGCUCUCUGGCAGGCCCUUGCAACUGGACCACAUCCAGGCAAUGUCCGACUAGUGCUGGAUUUCAUCAUGCAGCUGUGUCUUGAGCGCCGAGAGCAAAAUUUUGUCGAGUAUGCCAAGCAGAUUGUCGUCUUCCUAUCCACAACGAACAGCACGCCAGGUAUCAAGGUUGUCGAGUUCCUUCUCAUGCAAAUUACGCCGAAAGCCAUGGUGCCGAAUGAGAAGCGCGAUGCGGUUCCGCCGCCGCCUGACAUCAGUCUUUUGCCUUACUGCGCUGAUCUGGCUGAGGCUCUCCCAGUGGGUACCAAGCAAGCCGGGUUCUCCCUUGGUCAGCUGUCGUUGAUUUUGCUCGUGGAUUUGAUGGUGUCUCCAGUACACCUCACGCAGGAAAACGUCCCGCUUCUGCUUCAAGUGGUGACUGUCUUGUGGGAUCACUACACACCUCUGGUUCAGGAACAGGCACGAGAGAUGCUCGUACAUCUGAUCCACGAGUUGGUCAUAUCUCAGAUCGACGACCAGGCUCAAGAAGCCGACAGGACGUCUAUUGAGGACUUGAUUGAUCUUGUUCGUCGACAUGACCGGUCUGUGGUCUGGGGAUACGAGGACAGUAAUGGCAAAGUGGAUGACCAUGACAGCAAAGUGCCGCCGAGCAUGGAGUUCCUGACAGCAGAGGUGGUCAAGACGUUUGAAAUCACAUUCCCCGGAAUCAAGGACCACUGGGGCCGACUGUCACUGACCUGGGCCACGUCUUGUCCGGUUCGCCACCUCGCAUGUCGUUCGUUCCAGAUCUUCAGAUGUGUCCUCACGUCGGUUGAUCAACUGAUGCUCGGGGACAUGCUUGCGCGAUUGUCCAACACGAUUGCGGACGAAGAUCCUGAGAUCCAGUCCUUCUCAAUGGAGAUCUUGACAACUCUGAAAACACUCAUUGUCAAGCUGGAUGCAGACAAUCUCCUCAGCUUCCCGCAAUUGUUCUGGACUACGUGUGCUUGCUUGGAAUCCAUCAACGAGCGCGAGUUUCUUGAAGCUGUCGAGAUGCUCAACAAGUUCCUCAGCAAGCUGGACUUGAGCGUGCCCAGUGUGCGCAGGAUACUUGCCGAUGGCCAACCAGCCCGAUGGGAGGGAUUGUUUGAUGGUGUGCAGCCGUUGCUCCAUAAGGGCCUGAGAUCCUCUCUUUGUUGGCAGCCAACCCUCGACACGAUGGACAAGCUGGUACAUCUCCCUUGCGAUGGCUUGAUCGGCGACGACACUCGGCUGUUCUUCUCUUUGCUGGCAAAUUUCCCCCGGUUCUUGAACGAGCUUGAGAAGCCGAGUCUGGGCGACGACGUUUUGCACACGGCUAAGCUACUUCUGGACGAAGCCGAUCGUCAGGGGCUGGCCAGCAUUGCCCUGGCUCUGCAUGACUUUGUCUCAGGAAAGCCUCAAGAUAGCAGCAAAGACUUCAUUCUUGAGCUCUGGGGGGCGUUGAGAGAAUACUAUCUCCCCCACCUGGACUUCCAAAUGGUAACCUUCCUUAUUGGACUCCUCACGAACUCUCUGUCUUGGGUCAAGAUCCAUACGAUGAGGAUUCUCUGUGUUGCUAUCCCCGAGGUAGACAUGCGCAAACCAGAACUUGCUGGCCAUGGGUCCGAUCUCAUCUCGCCAUUGCUUCGCCUUUUGCAAACAGAAUUUUGUAUGGAGGCGCUCGAGGUGCUGGACAACAUCAUGACCAUGUCUGGCAACCACAUGGAUAAACACCAUCUGAGGAUGAGCAUGACACGAUCGACAUCAAGGGCGAUCCGCAAGGAAUACGAGCGCACGCAGAGCCUGUUCGGAAUUCCGGAGGCGUCAGGCUGGGCUAUUCCUGUACCCGCGAAGAAGACGGAUGCCACUCGUGCCAAUAUUCAUGCCGCUUUCUACACAUGCCAGGGCUCAGAAGGCAUGCUGACUGAAACUUCGCCAACCCCUGACGUGGAGUUUCAUGCAGAUGACUUUCCCUACGGCUACUUUGGGGCGUCGGAGCGAACCGAGACGAUGCUCUCUGACGAGGGUCGCGGCGAUGUUCACGUUGGCGACCUCGCGACCAAACUGGACAGUCUCGAUGAUUUCUUUGAUGAGCCAUCAAGCCCUGCUACUGACGACGACGGGCGAUCAUCAAGGACAAUUACUGAGUAUACGCCUGAGUCUUUUGAGACUGGGGCGCAACUGUACGACGAGCAGAUUCUGCCCAUUUUGCACGAAGCCUCCAACAACACAUCAUUCCAGAAUGGAUUUGCAGACCGUUCCCCGGCUAUGUCAAGGGAAGCAAGCUCAAACACGAUGAAUCCCGGGGCCUUCAAUGUCAUUGUCCCUACUACACGGCCUGGGCUUCAUUCCAGAUCUAUCACGUCCCCAUCUGCUCCGGCUUCUUAUCAGCCACAGAUGGGGGACAUUGCUUCGGACGACGAGUACGUGGGAGGAUUCUCUGAUGCUGAUGAUGAGCGACCCAGCACGGGGCACACAGAGGGUGCCUUUUUCCUAGAGAACAUGAUCAAGCCUGUGACUAGAAGGCCACAGUCGAGAAUGCGACGUGUAACACAAAGCAGGUCGCGAGAUGAGAGGAGCAGAGAGAAGCCACCACCGCAGCCAGCGUCACGCCUGGCGAACAAGAUGUUUCCACCCAAGAUUCAAAAUCAAGGCCAGGGCGACAUGCUAUGA
Molecule: messenger RNA, 7674 nt
Organism: Fusarium keratoplasticum
Lineage: Eukaryota; Fungi; Ascomycota; Sordariomycetes; Hypocreales; Nectriaceae
Exons: 3
Coding region: 1-7674 (2557 amino acids)
Biological process (GO): cell morphogenesis
Cellular component (GO): site of polarized growth; cell cortex
Source: RefSeq, a predicted model, not a curated record